Yarrowia lipolytica CLIB122 is the source of this 372-nucleotide messenger RNA. RefSeq lists its product as uncharacterized. Lineage: Eukaryota; Fungi; Ascomycota; Dipodascomycetes; Dipodascales. The record is from RefSeq and is a predicted model, not a curated record.
AUGAUUCUCCCGUUUCUUUCCCUCGCUUCGCUUGCUCUGGCUCAGACACAACUUAAUGCCCCCUUCACAUCACUGGCUGUGGGCUUCAAGGGCACAGGUAAUCUGCGUCAAACCUAUGAGGAUAUUAUUGAGGUAAAGCUAGGGUUUGAACUUGAUGCUACCACCACUGAAACAAUCCAACCCGGAGACUUCUUUGACAUGGUCAUUGACGGGAUGGUGAUGACGAGCCCCUACAGCUUUGAAGUUCUGGACUCUCUUGGAGCCCCAGUAUUUGUGGUUUCCAAUUUCGAAGGUAACUCCUUCAGAGCUGCAGCUACGGACUACUUCCUUGAGAAUGCCCCCCAAUCAAUUGAGGGAGAGAGAUGUGUUUGA